AUGGCAGCAAAAGCUCGUUCACAACCUCAUAGCAAGUGUCGGGAGAGCGUUUCUGUGAAAUAUUGGCUCGUCGAUAAUCAAAUUGGUAUCUGCUUGGCUCUGCUGGCCCCUCUGCUGCUGGCCCAAUGCGCUAGUAUCACACAGCCUCUCACGGCAAAGUUCACAACACUCUCGUACUUCAAUGAAGAGACAGGGGAGUAUGGCGUCGGCUUCGACGACAAUUACCUAGUCGCUGUCCUCAUCGUUUCCCUGACUGGACUUCGCGAUGCGACUAUGCGAUUCGCUUUGGCACCAAUUACGACAGUGUGUGGUCUUAGCAAGAAUGAGUCCACGAGAUUCAAGGAGCAAGCUUGGCUUUUUAUCUACUACUCCACUUGCUGGUCUAUAGGCAUGUACAUCUAUGCCACGUCUUCAUAUUGGCUUAAUCUGCAAGCGAUGUGGGUAGACUGGCCAAACCGUGAGCUUUCGGGCCUCAGGAAAUAUUACAUGCUAGCCCAGCUCGCCUUCUGGCUCCAGCAAAUAAUCGUGGUAAAUAUCGAAAAGCGCCGCAAAGACUUCUGGCAGAUGGUAUCUCACCAUGUAGUCACCAUCGCGCUGGUCUAUUGCUCAUAUCGCUAUGGCCUUACCCAAGUCGGCAAUGUUGUCUUGAUCUUGAUGGACUUCAACGACCUGAUCUUCUCGGUUGCCAAAUGUCUCAAGUACCUCAAGCUUCAGGCGUUGUGCGACAUGAUGUUCGGCGUCUUCGUUGUUAGCUGGAUAUUGUGUCGACAUGUUGCGUUCACUAUGGUAUGCUGGUCUAUCUAUGAGCAUAGCUUGGCCACGGCAGGAACCAGAUGUUUCGUCGGCUCGGGCAAGAGCAUAGUUGGCCCCCAACCAGUGCCGCACGACGAGGGCUACUUUUAUAUGUUGGAGCCCUUGAUCUACACCUCUGGAAGGGUAUGCUACAACUCCACCAUCAGGUCACUCUUUCUCAGUGGUUUAUUAUUCCUCGAGGGGCUUAUGAUCUUCUGGCUUGUUAUGAUCAUGAAGUUGGUUGUGCGAGUUCUGCGCGGUGAAAGUGCGGAAGAUACUCGAAGCGAUGACGAAGAUGAGGAAUGCGAGGUCAGGUUGCCGAUUGAAGUCCAAGUGGAUGCCGAAAAACUUCAAUUUUCCAAGCGAAAUUCCACUAGUGAGAAGGGAUCGUCUUCAGUGUUUCAAGCAGCGAGGGGUUACAAUGUGUCCAAAGAAAAAAAGAAUUAUCUGGAUCGCAUCGGUUGCGAGCAAAGAAUCUCUCGAUGA
Molecule: messenger RNA, 1278 nt
Organism: Fusarium sp. VM40
Lineage: Eukaryota; Fungi; Ascomycota; Sordariomycetes; Hypocreales; Nectriaceae
Source: the annotation of a GenBank genome assembly